Messenger RNA from Cuscuta campestris, 1218 nucleotides. The record is from the annotation of a GenBank genome assembly. NCBI's taxonomy places the organism in Eukaryota, Viridiplantae, Streptophyta, Magnoliopsida, Solanales, Convolvulaceae.
CUCCUUCCGACGAAGCUUCCCAUACACUAUUUCACCGAUCCGGUCAAAUCGGUUUCUUCUUGGAAAUCUUCUUUUCCAAAAAGGAAAGAAUUCGGAAAAUCUGCGCAGAAGGAAAGAGUUCAAUUUCUCUGGUCUUCUCCACCUAAAAGGAAAUGUUUGAAUUUGGAAGAUCUGAGCUCUAUAUUCCGUCUUCUCUACUCCUAAUUCCUUUACUUUGAUUGAUUUUGGAGAUCGGCAAAUCAGUUUGCCCAAUUCACACUAUUGCAGAUAUUCUUAGCCAUUUUCCCUAUUCAAGUGCAUCUACUCAUCCAGUCAUGCAAGGUCAUCAAAAUGAGAGAUGAAUUUUGGCAAAAGAUGUAAGAGUACGACGAAAAGAUACACAUCAACAAAAUAUGGAACACAAAGGUUCAAUCUAAAGUUUUAUUUAGCUUUCAUCAUUUUGCAUAAUAUGGAUGUCAUCCCAAUUAUGUUUCAUAGUAUUGACUAUGCCAGUGGUUUGUACUCAGAAAGGUCUGUUCCCUAAUAUGUGAGUAUAUCUUGAUCUAUUUAAAGUGUUGUUUGCUGUUUUUAUUAUUUUACUAUCGCAAUUUAUCACACACACUUUAAUUUUUGUGAAUUUACUAUUAUAAUUAACAUGACUCCUUUAUACAUCUAUUGUCCUAUGAACAUUUGCCUUUAUGUUGUACUUGCUGAUGGAUUGUGCACACUGUCUCUCCACGCUAAGCUCCCAACAAUGCAAUCAUAAGCUGUAAUUCAGAUCCAAUGCUUCGGAUACAAGGAUUCUAUUUUGGAUGUGUGGAAUUUGAGGAGGCAAUUGUUGUGCAAAAAGCUAUUGAGGUUGAUGAUAAACAAAAGAUAAUAUUUAUAUGGUCCUUUGUGUCUCACGGUGUAUCAUUCAUAUGGUCUUUACAUGAUUUAAUUGUUGAUUUUGUAGAAAUCAUGGAUGAUCGUGAGGUCGGUCAUCGCAACCUCAAGAUUAUAUGACAAAUCUUACCUCACUUAAGAGAAUGCAAGAGAAAGAGCCUAAUGUUGGAGAUGAAAGUGAAAUGGUCAACCAGAUGAAGACUCUUAAAGUUGAAAAAAUAUAGUUCUAAAAUUACUUUGUUUUUACUAUAAUUUUGAUUUUAUGAUUGAAUUUAAUUAUUAGACAAUAUAUGCUUUAUAAUUUUAUUGAUAGAUAAGUUAUGUGUUAUACUUAAUUAAACAUGCUUGAUGGGU